UAUCAACGCGGCGGCGGCCGCCGCGGCCGCGGCAGCUGCAGCACGACACCCGGUCCCGCCGCAGCCCGGCCAGCCGAUCAAGUUCACGGUCCUCGAGUCUUGCGACAGGAUCAAGCAAGAGUUCGAUUAUCUGCAGCAGCAAAACAACACUGCGCGUAAGGAUGUAGCGAGCGAUAUCGACAGAAGCAGGGGAAGAGGAAGGGAGGGAGGACGAGAGGGUCGUCGGAGAAAAAGUCUGGGAACGAACGCAGCUGCCACGCGCGCGCGCUCUAGCUCUUCCGAGUUAGCGCACGCUAUCCCACCGUCGUAGUGUUCGCGCGACGGAUACGUAAUGGCAGGCCGCGAAGUACGCGGAGUCGAACUUGGAGUUUCCACCCGAGGACGACGAACGGGGCGAACGGGCGUUGCAUUUUUCAGCAGCGCUCGGAUCGAAACUUCCCUCAUCGCUCGAACGGACGGUCUCUUCCGCUGCCGUUUUUUUUUCUUCCUCCUAUUUUCUCCCUCCUUUUUUAUUUCUCUCCUCUGUCCGCCACACGUACGAGGGAGGGAUAUUCUAUUCGCGAUGUACGCGUUUUCGCGGUUCGCGUUCUCCCUCCGCUCCUUCUCUCCUCCAUUGCUCGCUUCGCGAGUUACCCGGCCGUGUUCGACUCAGCAAGACUCGAUGUUCUCGCAUGCGUUUCACGUUUCUCUUUCUCCUUUCCGCAGGUUGAAGAUGGAGUGCGAUAAACUGGCUUCGGAGAAGAUGGAGAUUCAGCGACACUACGUGAUGUAUUACGAAAUGUCGUAUGGCCUCAACAUGGAGAUACAGAAACAUAGUGAGAUAUCAAAGAGACUGAACGUUAUUAUCGGGCAAAUUCUGCCGUUUCUGCCGCACGAUCAUCAACAGCAAAUCAUCAACGCCAUAGAGAGAGCGAAGCAGGUGUCGGUGGCGGAUUUAAACUCCGUAAUAGCGCAGCAGAGGCCGGAGAUACCGCAACUGCUGCAGCAAAUGCACGCGCGGCAAUUGCCGCCGGGCGCGGCGAUGGCUCAUCCGGGUUUACCUGGACUUCCAGGAUUGGGGCCGGCUGCCGGGCUUCCGGUAGUGACUUCCGCGUCCGCGGCUUUACUCGGUCUCGGACUGACGCCCGUCUCAACCGCGACUCCGGGCACGGUCACCGCCGCGCAUUCCCUCUCGAUGCUUGGCAAGCCGGAUAUCCACCGCGGUCAGCCGGACGAUCUCAAGAGCAGUGGAGGUAUGAGCUCGACGGAGGAGAGACAUAGAAGCUCGAUAUCGCCAGCCGAGAAAUACAGCCGACCUCGCAGCCCGCAAGAAACCACUCAUCACUCUCAUAACUCUCAGAGUCAUCACGACCAUUCAAUGCACCCGAUGAAGAAGAUAAAGAAGGAUCACGAUAAGGACACAAUUCAUAGCGACGGUGAGAAAAGCGACCAAGACCUGAUCGUGGACGACGCGAGUGAAGGCCCAAGCAGUCCGAUCGUGAACGGUGCAUCCUCGCCACCGCGCGAAAAUGGUCUUGACAAGGCCGUGGUGACCUCGUCAUUGACCGCUAGCGUGCAAACCCUGAAAAAGGACAUAACGCCACCAUCCCCGAGAAGUGGGACGAGUAGCAACGCGAGCACGCCGUCCACCAAGAAGAUGGAGGAACAGGAGAAAACAGCGACAUCGAUUUCGAAGCCACUGACACCUACCUCCGGCACUGCCGUGAUCGGGACCCCCGGCAAGUCUACCCCCAACAGUAAGCUGAUGCAAGGCGUGACUGUACAAGGUGUACCAACCUCGCUGUCCGGUGUAGCCACAUAUUCGCCGCACUAUCCGUCGGGUGGGCCACCACCGCCGCAUCAUAUCGCCCCGACCGGCCAACAUCCCCACGUCGACGUGAUGGCAUAUAAUGGGUAUGUGACGCCGCGAGCACCUGCUUCGCUGCAACAACUCUAUGAUCCCCACGCGGCCUUGCGGGCUCCGAUCGGAAUACCCGGGGGCAAGCCUGCAUACAGCUUCCACAUAUCCGACGGUCAGAUGCAGCCGGUGCCGUUCCCGCAGGACGCGCUAAUCGGGCCGGGUAUACCGCGGCAUGCCCGUCAGAUCAGCGCCCUGAAUCACGGCGAAGUCGUGUGUGCGGUGACGAUCUCGAACCCCACCAAGUACGUUUACACCGGAGGUAAAGGGUGCGUCAAGGUCUGGGACAUCGGACAGGCCGGUCUCGCGGGGGUGAAACCGGUCUCGCAGCUCGAUUGUCUACAGCGAGAUAACUACAUCAGGUCAGUGAAGCUGCUGCCGGAUGGAAGAACGCUAAUAGUUGGCGGUGAAGCUAGCCAAUUGUGCAUCUGGGAUCUAGCUAGUCCAACACCGAGGAUCAAGGCGGAACUUACGUCAACAGCACCAGCCUGUUACGCGCUGGCCAUAUCGCCGGAUUCGAAAGUCUGCUUCAGCUGUUGCAGCGACGGCAACAUCGCCGUGUGGGACUUGCACAAUCAGUCACUUGUCAGACAAUUCCAAGGCCACUCAGACGGCGCCUCCUGCAUCGACAUCUCCGCCGACGGUACGAAACUGUGGACCGGCGGUCUGGAUAACACGGUGCGUUCGUGGGACCUGAGAGAGGGCAGGCAGCUGCAGCAGCACGACUUCACCUCGCAGAUAUUCUCCCUCGGCUACUGUCCCACUGGCGAGUGGCUGGCGGUGGGUAUGGAGAACUCGCGCGUUGAGGUGCUCCACGCCACCAAGCCCGACAAGUAUGAACUGCGUUUGCAUGAAUCCUGCGUUCUCUCGCUACGUUUCGCCUCGUGCGGCAAGUGGUUCGUCACGACUGGCAAGGACAAUCUUCUGAACGCGUGGCGCACCCCUUACGGCGCUUCAAUAUUCCAGUCGAAGGAAUCUUCGUCGGUACUCAGCUGCGACAUAUCGACGGACGACAAGUAUAUAGUCACUGGCUCCGGCGAUAGGAAAGCCACCGUCUACGAGGUUAUAUAUUGAGCGCUGUCGCCGUUAUCAUCAUCAUUGUCAUCAUCAUCAGCCCAGCGACAGUUCAAGGAAGAAGAUGUGGUUAGAAAGGGAGCGCUCUCUUUUUCUACCAAGUAGCGACAUUAUCGACGUUGUUCUUGUUGUUACAAUGUCGCUGUUCUUGUUAUUUGUUUAAUGGCGAGGAGGAGAGGCUAUGGCGGCCGCGUGUCGCAGGCUCGAAGCCGGGUCGUAGUAGACACGCGCGCGACGUGUGUUUCCUCCGUUUCCGCUAGUCGAGAUCGUUCGAUCCAUCGAGCGAGACGCAUAUUCGCGCGAAUAAAUGAGUGCGGAUUCACGUGUGUAUACGUUUGUGCUAUAAAAAAAUAUACGCCAGAUACAUGCUACCAUGCAUAUAUUUAUAUGUACUCGUAUUUGUCGAACGUUUAUUCGAGAAAAUACGAUUUACGUAGAUACACGUGUUCAACACAAAGUUAUAUUCGUUCGUUAUUCGCGAAUUGUGUAACUGUGCUAGUCGCGUCGACAACAGUAUAUAAUGCCUCCCUCCCCUCCCUCCCCCUCCGGUGAGCUCAUGUUUCGUGGCGGAGACACGUGACUAUUUCUCCAAUCUUUUUCUCUUGUACUUACGAUACGUAACUGCCGACUGUUGUUGAUUCCUUCUUCGGGCAAAGUUUCCGUCCCACUCCGGUAUAUUCGACUCCCCCCCUCUUUGAUGACCCCUUUGUAAUUAUAGUCCUGUUAUAGGCCCGUCUGUAAAUUGUGUAAAUAGCAAAGUUUUAAGUGAUAUCAUUAUAUUUUUCUACUUCCCUGCCACCCCCAGCCCCACCCCCCAAGAGAGUGAAAGAAUGGUGGAUGAGGAAGGAGCUUAAGGAGAGUUACAAUUGUAUAUUUCGAUCUGGAAAGAUUGACGAGUGACGAGACGAGAGUCGAUAAAUAAAUGGCAUAUAAUAAUCAAAGAA
Messenger RNA from Odontomachus brunneus, 3915 nucleotides. Its product is annotated as protein groucho-like. Lineage: Eukaryota; Metazoa; Arthropoda; Insecta; Hymenoptera; Formicidae. The transcript is spliced from 12 exons. Gene Ontology annotation, biological process: negative regulation of canonical Wnt signaling pathway; regulation of DNA-templated transcription. Gene Ontology annotation, cellular component: nucleus; transcription regulator complex. Gene Ontology annotation, molecular function: protein binding; transcription corepressor activity. Bases 332 to 2971 code for a protein of 879 amino acids. The record is from RefSeq and is a predicted model, not a curated record.